Molecule: messenger RNA, 1556 nt
Organism: Xiphias gladius (swordfish)
Lineage: Eukaryota; Metazoa; Chordata; Actinopteri; Istiophoriformes; Xiphiidae
Gene: mettl1
Product: methyltransferase like 1
Exons: 6
Coding region: 194-919 (241 amino acids)
Biological process (GO): RNA (guanine-N7)-methylation; tRNA methylation
Cellular component (GO): tRNA methyltransferase complex
Molecular function (GO): tRNA (guanine(46)-N7)-methyltransferase activity
Source: RefSeq, a predicted model, not a curated record
CUAGUGUGUGAAAUAAACAAUCCUGGCAACCCCGAGAAGUCGCUUAGUGAUGACGAAAAAACGCCGCGACUUACAAACGCUGGUAAACUAGGCUCAAACGUGACUCUGUGGGACUACUGCUUCCUGAGUUUGUUUACAAUUUACGUGACAGACUGAAUAUUGUCGGGAGUAGAGUCUGCAAUUAAAAUCCAACAUGAGUUCGUCAAUGCCCCAGAAGCGUUACUACAGACAGCGAGCCCAUUCAAACCCGAUGGCUUACCACACGUUUGACUAUCCUGUGUGUCCGGAGGAAAUGGACUGGUCCACGCUGUAUCCAGACUUCUUCACUAGAAAUCCGUCUGAGAAAGAGACCCCACGAGUGGAGUUUGCAGAUAUUGGAUGUGGAUACGGGGGGCUGUUAGUGGAGUUAUCUCCACUUUUCCCAGACAAGCUCAUCCUGGGUCUGGAGAUCCGGGUCAAAGUGUCAGAUUAUGUUCAGGAUCGUAUCCAAUCAUUGCGUGCCUCUGAACCUGGAAGCUACCAGAACAUCGCCUGCAUUCGCAGUAAUGCGAUGAAGUACCUCCCCAACUUCUUCUGUAAGGGUCAGCUCAGUAAAAUGUUCUUCCUCUUCCCCGACCCUCACUUUAAGAAGACCAAGCACAAAUGGAGGAUCAUUAGUCCCACAUUGUUGGCAGAGUAUGCCUACACACUGAGAGUCGGGGGUUUGGUGUACACCAUCACCGAUGUGGAGGAAGUCCACCUCUGGAUGGUGAAGCACUUCUCUGAACAUCCACUGUUCACACAUGUCCCUGAUGAAGAACUGGUUGGGGACGUCAUCAUAAAUCGUUUGGGUACAUGUACAGAAGAAGGAAAGAAAGUGCAGAGAAAUGGAGGGAAGAAUUUCCUUGCAGUUUUCCGGAGGAUUGAAGACUCAAACUAAGACCAAACAGUUUGGACAUGCAGGAAACUGGAAUAAUGGUCUUAUUUAGUCAUUCAGACAUGAACUGUAUGGAGGAUACUACUCUGUCGUAAUGGAACAGUGAUGUUCUUUUGUUUUUUUUUCUCUCUGAAAUUAAUGAACAAACAUUUACAUCAUUUUCUGGCAGAUUUGUUUUACAUAUUUAAUUUUUCAGCUCACAAAACAGCACAAGGGAAGUAAAUCAUAGAAGGUUCUCUAUUCAGACUAGACUUGCAAAAUUUUUCUGUGGAGCUUCUUUCAGUAAAAUUGUUUUACUGUUCAUUUACAAUGAUUGUAAAUUAAAUGAAACAACUAUAUGUUUUAUUCUUCCUAGAAAAAAAAACCCGAUCAGUUGUUCUUAACUUGCCUAUGCCUAGAUUUGAAGAGUUUAGAUUUCAUGGAGCAAAAUUAUCCAGCUAUCUUUUCUAAUCCUGCUUCAUGAAACAGUCUUGACACGAAAUAUUGCCAACAAUCUACAUGUUGCUUGUUUGCUUGGGGUCCUUGUCUAGUUUAAAAAUAAAUAAAUAUGCUGCAGCACUUCCUGUAUGAAUUAUAAUGCAGUGCAGUGUUAAAUUUUAAAGGAAGAACUGUGACACAAUCAUGUUUUUUUUUACGUAGA